Molecule: messenger RNA, 2866 nt
Organism: Stegastes partitus (bicolor damselfish)
Lineage: Eukaryota; Metazoa; Chordata; Actinopteri; Pomacentridae
Product: 7SK snRNA methylphosphate capping enzyme-like
Exons: 8
Coding region: 328-2154 (608 amino acids)
Biological process (GO): snRNA modification
Molecular function (GO): RNA methyltransferase activity; snRNA binding; O-methyltransferase activity
Source: RefSeq, a predicted model, not a curated record
UUUGGAGCUGGUAGCUGCCGAAGUCACGACUCACAAGCCUGAACACGCGCUGUGACGCGCUCACGCACAUGCACGGAGGGCUUGGCGCGGUCUCGUUGUCUGCACGCGGCGGUUUGUCGGUGGCUGUGUUUCCGGAGAGAUGCGUGUUCGCUCAGUGCUCGCUACUUCCUGCGUGUUAGCCGGACGAGGCUAGCUGUUGAAGCUAGCUGUUUACCUGCUUGUCAACUUGAAUUAUUCAUGACGAAGCACCGGGAUUGGUGGAGGCAGCGGCAGGGGCGGGGCUAAGAUGGUUUUUAAGUGAUUGGCUGAUUGACCUCCAGGUGGAAGAUGCUCAGGAUGUCAUCGGACAAAGAGACCCUCCUUCCUCUAGAGGCGCCCGUGACAGUCAGCCCCGCCUUCCCCUCCACUGUCAGCCUAUCAGGGCAGCCGCCGCUGGCUAAGACCCGCCCCUUCAUCCGUCCUAAAAAUGGGCUCCAGCCGCCUGCGAGUGGCCAGCCUCCCCUCCCCACUCAGCGAAUCGUGAAGAGACGCUACUCGGUGGGUGUGGGCUUCAAAGGGCUGGCUAAGCGGCGUCGCCGUGCCAACAGCGACAGCCAAUCAGAACCCGUGCUGCCAAGUCACUUCCUGUUGGGUGGGAAUAUCUUUGACCCGCUGAACUUGAACUCGCUGCUGGAUGAAGACGUGAACAGAGUGACCAAUCAGGCGACACCAAAGUGCUCGCCCCUUCCAUCACGGGGCGGAGACCCUGUAGAGAUCCUGGUUCCCCGUGACAUCACCGACCCCCUGAACCUAAAGGGAGGGGGGGAGGAUGGGGAGGGAGUUGGCGGGGUCCUGCUGUCCCCCCUAAAGUCCAGGAGGAGGCACCGAAACCGACACCAUGGAGGCCCAGCAGACAGGGAGGUGGUGCCAGGACGAUUGUUCGCCCCCACAGCUGGACUCACAGUUCCGCUGUUGACCAGAGAGGGCAGUGUUCCUGCGUCUCCUCUCCCCUGUGAACUUAACACGGCCAUCACCUGCCGAGAUGAUGUAGCCCCACCUCCCAUCCUACCCAGGAGGCACACCCACCCUCCACCUGGGCCCGCCCACAAGCCUGGGAACCCGGGUGAUGGUCGUCAUCGGAGACGGCGGCGCACCACCUCAACAAGAUCGGCAGACGGUGCCACAAGCGCUGUCACCAUGGCAACUGCAGCUCAGCCAACCAAAUUCCAGACACCGCUGCUGGGAGGGGCUAAAGCCAGCCGGUGUGGAGGACCACAACCCGGCUCUUCUCGGCCACCUGGAAAGAUGAAAGACAAACACCGCUACCAGUAUGGCAACCACAGCUGUUACUAUGGUUACCAUGGCCUCUAUGGUGACAGGUGGGAGGGGCGAGUUGGAGAGGUGGAGGACCCUCGGAUCCGCCUCCUGGAAGCUGAUUGGUUCAGAGACAAGACGGUGCUGGAUGUGGGCUGCAGUGCCGGUCACAUGACGCUGGCCAUCGCCAGGAAGUUCAACCCCACUCACAUCCUGGGGGUGGAGCUAGACGAGCGGCUGGUGCACGCUGCCAACCGGAACAUCAGGCACUUCCUGUCACAUGACAUGGUGGUGGAGGAGAGGAAGACGGGAACGGUAGCUCCAUCUGCUGUCCUGCAGGGAGGGAGGGAGCAGGAAGUGAUGCGGGAGGCCCUCUUAUCCCUCCCCCUGUCAUUCAGGGUGAGUCGGGGUCCUCUCUGUGCUCCUCCCCUUCUGCCUCCACGCUCCUCCUCCUCCAGGUUCCCCAACAAUGUCACCUUCAUCCAGGGCGACUAUGUGUCUGAGCUGGAGGCGUGGCCUGGGCGGGGUCAGUAUGAUGUCAUCAUGUGUCUGAGUGUGACCAAGUGGGUGCAGCUGCAGUCAGGUGAUGGGGGCGUGGUCAGACUGUUCCGACGGGCCUAUCAAAGCCUGUCGCCGGGUGGACUGUUCAUCCUGGAGCCACAGCCGUGGAGCAGCUACAACCGCAGCAAGAGGGCCUCGGAGACAACGUUUCGUCACUUCAGGAGUUUGAGGCUCAGACCCGAACAGUUCACCUCCUUCCUGACUGACAGUGUGGGCUUCAGCUCGUACCGACUCAUCAAACACACAGGUAACCAUCGGCCGAUCUACCUGUUCCACAAAGGCCCCGCCCAGAGGAAGUGAGGUCACCACAGGAUGAUGGUGCAACACCUUCAUGACAGCCCUCCUGUGUCCACAGAAACAGCCUUGUGCUGCGUCCAAGGGAUGGUGAGGAGGGAGCUGAUUGGUGGAUGCUUUUGAACUGACUCUUUGAUGAUGUCUCUCCAUAGGAGGACAGGCUGGAUCUGAUUGGACAGCAGGGCUCCUCCUGUGGACCUGACUGGCUGACACAGGUCUGCCAAAGGCUUGUGGGUGUUUGUCUUCACGCUGUAGGUCACAUAAUGUUUUUGGCCGGUGAAAUGCGCUAACAGCAGGUGAUGUCAGGCUUAUGAUGCGGCGAGCAGUUCACUUGAUCAGAUCGAUCAGGCUGUGAACCGAGUGUCACUGUGAGGACGUAAUAAAUAUCUCCAGCAGUCUGUUGGUCAAUGGGUCACAUGACUUGUGGACAUCAAACAGAAGCAGGAAACGCUCGUUUGAACCUGUCCAUCACUGAAACACCAUGUGACUCUCUGCAUUCUGGUUGGCUGCAGGCAGGGUGACUGUUCGGUCGUCUUUUCUAAAUAUCAUUUCAUUCUUUCACUGCUUUCUUUUUUUUUUUUUUUUUCAAAAUAAAGAGAAUUUAUCUGCUUGUGCUUCAUCGAUUUGUUUAAACUGCAGGUAUUAAUUUUGUUGGUAUUGUUUUACUCUUUUCUAAAGAAAACAGUAAAUAAAGUUUAAAGAUUCUUUGUUGAUCUGA